This is a messenger RNA of Parus major (Great Tit), 1394 nucleotides long. RefSeq names its product hydroxysteroid 17-beta dehydrogenase 1 (gene HSD17B1). The transcript is spliced from 6 exons. Bases 259 to 1179 code for a protein of 306 amino acids. The record is from RefSeq and is a predicted model, not a curated record. Gene Ontology annotation, cellular component: cytoplasm. NCBI's taxonomy places the organism in Eukaryota, Metazoa, Chordata, Aves, Passeriformes, Paridae. Gene Ontology annotation, biological process: estrogen biosynthetic process. Gene Ontology annotation, molecular function: estradiol 17-beta-dehydrogenase [NAD(P)+] activity.
UGUCCUGGCAGCCAGGGUGCCUGGCACAGCAAAGUACAGCUGGGGCAGACCCCUGGGGCUGCAGCUCCCCGUGUGCCCACAGCCUCCUCCAGCAGGGAGGUCCUGGCUCGGUGGAGCCUUUAUCACAGCACCUGCACGAGGAUCAAGGCACAGGGAGCCCCAGGCAUGCACAGGGAGGUGGGUGGAAGGGCCUUGAGAUAAGGCAGCAGACACAACACGGUGGUGUGGGGCGGGGGGACCCCUUCCCAGCCCUCUUAAAUGGCGUGGCCCCGCUGGCCAGAGCUGCCAGCCAUGGAGAGAACCACGGUGCUGAUCACAGGCUGCUCCUCGGGCAUCGGCCUGGGGCUGGCUGCACGCCUGGCAGCUGACGCCACUCGCCGCUUCAAAGUUUACGCCACCAUGCGCGACCUGGCCAAGGGUGAGCGGCUGCUGGAGCGCCUGGGGGGCUGCUGCCCCGACACGCUGGAGGUGCUGCAGCUUGAUGUCACUGACCCAGGCUCGCUGGCAGCUGCUGCACAGCGGGUGCAGGGACAGCGGCUGGAUGUGCUGGUCUGCAAUGCAGGGGUGGGACUGAUGGGACCGCUGGAGACCUGCUCCGACCAGGCCAUGAAAACUCUCUUCGAUGUGAACCUCUUUGGGGCUGUCCGCACCAUCCAGGCAUUCCUGCCUGCCAUGAAGAGCCGCAGGGCCGGGCGGAUCAUUGUCUCCAGCAGCAUCGGGGGGCUGCAAGGGCUGCCCUUCAAUGCUGUGUACUGUGCCAGCAAGUUUGCAGUGGAGGGGCUGUGCGAGAGUCUGGCCAUCGUCCUGCGCCCCUUCAACAUCCACCUGACGCUGGUGGAGUGCGGGCCUGUCCACACCAGCUUCCUGGCCAACCUGCAGCGCCCCGACCCUGAGGGCAGCGAGAUGCGGGGCCUGGACGCCGAGACACAGGGGCUGUACCGUCGGUACCUGUGGCACUGCCAGAGCAUCUUCCGCGACACGGCCCAGGAGGUGGAGGAGGUCCUGCCGCUGUUCCUGGAGGCCAUCGGCAGCCCCUGCCCACCGCUCCGCUGCGCCAGCACCCAGCUCCUCGCCCCGCUCUGGCGCCUGCGGCUGAGCAGCCCCGACGGCUCCGAGUACGUCCGCGCCAUGCACGACUUCGUGUUCGGCGGCAGCGAGCCCGGCGGGGACCGGCCCUGAGCCCACACCGGCACCGCCCCGUGCGAUCCCCCAGCGCGGAGCCGGGCCCGCUCGCUGCUCGGUCCCGCCGUGUCCCCAAUAAAGCCCUUUGCAGCCGCACGGCUCUGCCUCCGUCCCUGCUCACUCCGCGGGGCUCGUUCCGCCCUGCGGCCGGGCCUGCCGGUCUCCUCCCCCCGCGGGCGGGGCUGCCCGGGAGGCGGUGCUGUUCCGGUCCC